Molecule: messenger RNA, 930 nt
Organism: Chenopodium quinoa (quinoa)
Lineage: Eukaryota; Viridiplantae; Streptophyta; Magnoliopsida; Caryophyllales; Amaranthaceae
Exons: 1
Coding region: 1-930 (309 amino acids)
Source: RefSeq, a predicted model, not a curated record
AUGGAGAACAAUCAAAGAGAGAAAAUUUUUCUUACAAGGUGCAAAGUGAAAGAGAGAUUGUGUGACAUGAUCAUUGAUUCGGGGAGUUUCACUAAUGUGGUAUCUACUCUAAUUGAUAAAUUGAAGCAUCCUACAACCGAACAUCCUCAACCAUACAAGCUCCAUUGGCUAAGAAACACUAGUGAGGUAACAAAACAAGCCUUGAUUUCUUUUUCUAUUGGCAAAUUUAAUGAUCAAGUGAUUUGUGAUGUUUGUCCAAUGGAUGCAUGCUACUUAUUGCUAGGGAGACCUUGGCAAUUUGAUAGAUUUGUGAAGUAUGAUGGUAGAACUAAUAUGUAUGUUGUUAAAAAGGGAGAAAAAGACAAACCAGUUGCUUUGAAACCCUUAAUUUCAAAUCUACCAAAGAUCACUUCUAAUUCGAAAGGCUUGCUGAUGAUUAAUGAGAAAGAAUUUGAUAAAGCAGUGGCGCAAGAAGGUUGCUUUUAUGUGUUGGUUUCAAAGGAAAUUAAAGAAGAAAGUAAGGUGCAAACACCUUCGGUUUUGGAGCCUAUUUUGCGUGAGUUCGAUGAUGUGUUUCCGGAUGAAUUACCACCUGGAUUGCCUCCAAUUCGUGGUAUUGAACAUCAAAUUGAUUUAAUUCUGGGAGCUCCUUUACCAAACAAAGCUGCUUAUAGAAGUAAUCCUGAAGAGACUAAGGAGAUGCAAAGGCAAAUUGAAGAACUCAUGGUGAGGGGUUAUGUGCGUGAGAGUAUGAGUCCUUGUGCGGUGCCUACAUUACUUGUUCCUAAGAAAGAUGGGAGUUGGCGCAUGUGCAUAGAUAGUAGGAGUGUGAACAACAUCACAAUCAAAUACAGAUUUCCAAUUCCAAGGCUAGAUGAUCUACUUGAUGAGCUACAUGGUUCGAAAUAUUUUCAAAAUUUGAUCUCAUAA